CAUCAACCUGGACAGAAAAUAGAUAAAACAAAAUUAAUUUAUGAAAAGAACAAAAAAGAAAGAAACGUGUUGAAUCAUUGAGUGUGUUUGAUCUUUUUUUUGGAAUUUCGAUUUAUUUAUUCGAUUUCGAUGUAGCCUUGCAAAACCUCAAAUCAAACGCAAGAAAAACAGUUGAUUUUUUUCAGGUUGUUGUUGUUUUGGAGGGGAAAUCAAAAUUUGGAUGAAUUGCAGCAGAUAAUGAUUUGUUGUUGCUCUCAGAAUCUGAGAGAUGCGAUUCAAGAUUGUCUUCGUGAUUAUGAUAGGCUUCUCUAUGUGGCUGUCAUCCUCAUUUACAUCCAAAUUGGGUGCGCCAUGACCGGAUCCCUCGGCGCAUUAUACAACGGUGUGUUGUUGGCCAGUUUGGGCAUAGCCUUGUUCUCUUUGGUCGCCAUCGAGAGUGGCAGUCAAAGCUUAGGCCGGGCUUACGCCGUUCUGCUCUUUUGCGCCAUUUUGCUCGACAUUUCCUGGUUCGCCCUCUUUGCGCACGACAUUUGGAACAUGUCGAAAGAGAGCAACGGCGACGGGGAAGGAGAAGGGGAGGGUCGCGGAAUGUUGUUCACUUUCUCGGUAAGGUUAACGCUUGCGAUGGAGAUAGUGGGUUGUUUCGUGAGAUUAUGGUCUUCUCUGUUGUGGUUUCAAAUAUAUAGGCUUGGGGUUUCGUAUGUAAGCAGUGGUGCCGAAGACCCCGAUUUUGAUUUGAGAAAUGGAUUUUUAAGCCCUUCAACUCCCUCAGAUGCCUUACUUAGACAGCGCUCUCAAAAUGAAUUUGAUGAAGCUUUAGGAGGUGCCAUUUAUGAUCCACCUUAUUACUCUUCUCUCUUUGAAGAUCGUCAGCAAUACAAUAGAAAUUCUUUUCUGGGUCAUGAUGGUAUGGGUGGAAGUGGAUCUGCUCCUGAUGUUGAAACUUCUCUGCUAAAGCUGUCACCUGUAAGGACUCUUCGGGUUAUCGAUGAGGAGAAUGCUUUAAAAAAGCCUCAAUCUGUUUGAAUCCGAGCAUGAUAUCCAUGAGAAACUGAGCUUAUUAUUAUCACUUUCAAAUCCCUUGUUUCAAGGCUUAAUUUUUUUUCGGCAGGGCGGGAGUGGAUUUGUACAGGUUCCUACUUUGUCAUUCUUUUCGCAGGAUGUAGCUGAAGGUCUUCGAGUUAGAGAAGAAGAAAAAAGGCGAACGGUGUGUUUAACUCCUGUAAGAAAUAGAGUUUAAAAAUGUUUUUUGGUUCCAUUUCUUUUUAUAUAUUUGAGAAAUUUAGUUGGUUAUGAGAUGGAGAGGUGAUGAUUGUAGAAGCCAAGGUUGGUUUCUUAGCUGAAAGGUACAGAGUUGUAGAUCAGAAACAGAAACCAAGCUUAGCACAUGGGGUUGAGGGUUAUUUUGUAACAGCUAGGAUUGUGCUGUCUUUGAACUUGCUUUGUAUUUGACUUUUGUGCUGCUUUAGGCAUCUUUGCUUAAAACAUUCUUGAAGAGCCCCCCUUUCAGGGUUA
This is a messenger RNA of Hibiscus syriacus, 1515 nucleotides long. RefSeq lists its product as uncharacterized. Lineage: Eukaryota; Viridiplantae; Streptophyta; Magnoliopsida; Malvales; Malvaceae. Bases 238 to 1026 code for a protein of 262 amino acids. The record is from RefSeq and is a predicted model, not a curated record. The transcript has 4 exons.